AUGCCGCCAGAUCCAUCAUCAUUCACGGCUUUGAACCUGCCUUCCACUUUCUCUCUGCCACCAUGCAUGGACUAUUUCACUCUCGCCGCAGGUCCGAAUACGGACCUGUGGAGAAAACCUCCCAAUGGGGAUACGUCCACUGCUCCGAUUGUGUUCACCUCGUUACGUCGUCCGUUUGUGGUGGCUGAGGUCACGGUCAGCGCCGACUGGGAGAUGGAAUGGGACCAAGGGGGCCUGGUCAUCUUUGCCGGGGCUGCACCCGGUCAGUCGUUACCGUCAGAUGCGUCGAACCUUCGCUCUGGUCGAGGCGGCUGGGAUCAACCAUCAUCGAACAGCUGUAAAUGGGUGAAGGCGGGAAUGGAAUUCUCUUCCGGCACGGUCAACGCAUCGUCCGUCAGCGCCACCGCGGAUGGUGCGGACUGGUGUUUGUCACCUCUGGCAUUACCCAAUCUCCCCACCGCGAUUACUUCGCUCCGCAUCAAGCUUGAGAGGAUCGGGCAUUCGCUGUGGAUCUGGUACCAGAUCCCGUCGAUCUCUCCAUAUGCGGUGACGCCGGGAGCGGUAGGCAGCACAUGGAAGAAACUGCGGGAAGUGACCUGGUUUUUCUAUGGGGUCGAGGACAAAUGUGUCCACGUGGGCGUGUACGCCAGCCGACCGACCAAUAUUGCACGAGGCGGUACCAUGUGGGAGUCGAUGAACGGGUAUCGAACGGAUGACUCUGGCGGGACUGGUGAUAAGCUGGUGGUAGAGUUUGAGGAUUUGGAAAUUUUUUAA
Messenger RNA from Rasamsonia emersonii CBS 393.64, 774 nucleotides. RefSeq lists its product as uncharacterized. Bases 1 to 774 code for a protein of 257 amino acids. Lineage: Eukaryota; Fungi; Ascomycota; Eurotiomycetes; Eurotiales; Trichocomaceae. The record is from RefSeq and is a predicted model, not a curated record. The transcript has a single exon.